This is a messenger RNA of Marchantia polymorpha subsp. ruderalis, 2143 nucleotides long. NCBI's taxonomy places the organism in Eukaryota, Viridiplantae, Streptophyta, Marchantiopsida, Marchantiales, Marchantiaceae. The record is from the annotation of a GenBank genome assembly.
GCCUUCCGCGGGCUCCCCUUCGACGAGACACAGCGAAGAGAGGCAGAGACGCUCUCAGAGAGAGAGAGAGAGAGACGAGAGCUCGGGCAGUGAGGAGGACGAGCACUCGCAGGAAGGAAGGGAGGGAGGGAAGCGAUUGAGGGAACGAGCGCCAUCGCUGCGCUGGUGCGUCUGCCGCGUCGAGCACGAGGACGGGAGAGAGACAUUGAGUGCCGCGUGCAUUGGGGAAAGAGAGGAUCUCGACUGGUUUCAGGAGCUCGAGCGUCGAAGGUUGUGGUGGCGACGACGUCGGGAGCUCGAACGGCGGGGAGAGAGGCUCGUGUGUCAGCGGCGGAGUGAAGACGGGGAGGCAGGGAGGGAGGGAAUAUAGGAGGAAGCGUGAGGUGGGAUUCGCGGGCGAGCGUGAGGUGGGUGGUUUUUCCGACGCAGGAGGACCGGCAUUGGUGAGGUAAGCUCGUGGAAGCGGAGGCGGUCCACUAGUUGCUCGCCGCUGUUCCAAUUUGGCUCCGCAGGUGUUUGCCAAGGGGCCCUUCAUGUCCGAAACAGCCCUAAGAAACGUGAAUGCUGUACUCCUGUCAGAAAGACGGAGUAUCAGUGCAAAGAAAGCUCCCAUGAAGGUUGUCUUGACUGGCCCCAACGACGAGAACCUCGACGUAUGCAGGGGCAAAGUUGGCCGCCUUCAAGCUCCCGUCGCCUCUGUCAAACCGAAGAGCAAUUCGAAUGCUCCAAUGGAAGCUCAAGUCGCAGCACCGCCUGUUGUUGAGAUAGAGUACAUCUUGUCCGAAGAUCUGAAGCCUCUGGAGGAACCCGAUGUCAACCUGGAGACUCUGCUGACAAGGUUGGACUCCAAGGACUGGCUGACCGUCUUGGAUGGCCUUAACCACGUCCGGCAACUGGCCCUGUUCCACUCCUCUCCCAUGCGACACAUCUUGAACAAUGUUGUUACACUUGUCGUCAAAGCCUUGAAGAACCCACGAAGUGCUUUGUGCAAGACUGCCAUCAUGGCUUCAGUCGACCUGCUGAAAGCAUACCAAGAUGAUAUGCUGGAAGUCUUGGACCCGAUGCUACUUCAACUCCUUCUGAAGGCUACACAAGAUAAGAGAUUCGUGUGCGAAGAGGCAGAGAAAGCUCUUUUCGGCAUGACUAUGUGGCUUUCCCCUUACCCAGCUCUCGAGAAGCUAAGACCAUAUGUCAGCCACCGAAACCCCCGAAUUCGAGCCAAGGCCGCCACUUGUGUCUACAAGUGCGUGUCUCGACUGGGUGUCGAUGGUAUGAACCAGUACGGUUUGGAACCGCUCAUUCAGAUUGCUGCCGCACAAUUGAAUGACCAACUUCCAGAAGCGCGCGAGGCAGCUCGGAAACUUGUUGUCGAUUUACAUGCUGUGUACAAGCAGUCGAGCCCACUCGUCAGCCCCGUUGCGAAAGUGGCAGAAGAAGCAGAUGUCGAAUCCUCCCAACCGUCGGAUCCUUGGGAAGCUUUUUGUUUAAGCAGUCUGAACCCCCUUACAGCCCAAGCUGUAUUGAGGGUCACAUGCGUUGCCAACUAGACUUCGAACACUUCAUUCUUCCUCCAACACCUACUCCUCAUAAUCGAGGUCAGGUAACUUCAUCACAGUAGUAUAUUUUUUGCUGAGAGCAAAAGUGCCACACGCCAGAGUAAUAGACGUCCCAUAGAGUAGAAGUCCCGGAAUGAGUGCCUGCUAGGAUUAGGCAAGGCAAUCAAACAUAUCUGUCUUCUGUAAAUUUCCUCUCGAAAUUCCUUUUUGACACACUCGGUGAGUUACCAGACGACCAUGCCGUACUUACGAGGUGGCAUGAUGAAAGGAUGGUGCAUGCACGCACAGCAGAAACUGUCAGUGCCCACCUUCCCAAUUUCUGGACCAAUUGAGUCAUGUUUUCGAAUGUUCCCACGUUCUGCUACGUACCAUUUGGAGUGCUGGACGAGAUCAAUGUCAAGUAUCCGGCCCCGUGUCGUGCCUGUCCGUCCGUUCUGUUUUGGUCGUCGCUUUGUACCCCGCAAUCGGACGAUCAGAUCGAACCAUUCAGUUCAAGAUCUUGGAAGUCACAUUUUGUUCAAGACUUCGAUUGUAAUCUUACCAUUAAAGGAUUCUUCUUUGCCAGCUUCAAAGCUGAAUAUAUAUUC